Molecule: messenger RNA, 4759 nt
Organism: Stegodyphus dumicola
Lineage: Eukaryota; Metazoa; Arthropoda; Arachnida; Araneae; Eresidae
Product: transferrin 2-like
Biological process (GO): iron ion transport
Cellular component (GO): early endosome; recycling endosome; plasma membrane
Source: RefSeq, a predicted model, not a curated record
UAUUUGUUGACAUUCACCGUUAAAUACGGUUUUAAAAAGAGGUUGGUCUAUGAGCUGCUAUUGACCAACCGCUAUAAUAACUAUGAUUUUUACAAAAUCGUUUCCAAUAUACUUUUUACUGUUCUUCAUAGUUCUUAGAAAAGUUAAAUCACAAGAAAGUCUUUCUGCUGUCUGGUGUGUUGUAAGUGAAGAAGAGCAAAAGAAAUGUACUGAGUUUUCAAGAGCUGUAAAUAGAACUUUUGAUUUGAAAACAAGUCUAUCAUGCCAUCAAGCAGCAGAUAAAGAUCAAUGUAUGACUCUCAUUGAAGCAGGUAGAGCUGAUUUGAUAAUGCUGGAACCUGGAGAAGUGUAUAUAGCUGGUCGUUAUAAUAGCUUGGUGCCUAUUAUGGCUGAGCGGUAUGAAUCAGAUGAAGCUGAUGGCUAUUAUGCUGUUGCUGUUGUUAGAGAUACAUUUAAUAUAAACACACUAACUGACUUGAAAGGGAAAAGGGCCUGUUUUCCAGGUGUUGGACAAAUGGCUGGCUGGAUGAUUCCUAUUUCUACUCUAAUUGAUGCGGAUGUUAUGGAAGUGAAGGAUUGCAAUAAUCUUAUAAAAACUGCAGCUGCCUUUUUUGGCCCUAGUUGUGCUCCAAAUUCUCUGAUUGAUAAAUAUAACCCAACUGGUGACAAUCCUUUGCAUAUGUGUGAACUUUGUGUAGGAGAUAAAAGUACACAUUGUUCUGGAAGUGAUCCAUAUGCUAAUUUUGAUGGUGCAUUUAACUGUUUUAUUAACAGAGGUGAUAUUGCUUUUCUAAAGCAUACUACAGUUGACGAAAUGACCAGUUCUCGAGAUUAUAGGGGACCUAGCAAAAACAAAUUAAAACUUGUUUGUCCAAAUGGUUUCACUGCUCCAGUAGAUUUGUAUAAGAAUUGCAAUUGGGGAUAUGUUCCAGCUAAUGCUAUUGUUACAACAUCUGCUGCCUUGCCUGAAAGAAAAAUUCAAUAUCAGGAUUUCUUGUCAUGUGUUGCUUCAGCUUUCGGCCCAAAAUGGCGAGAAAGUGGGCGAAGGUGUAGGAAUUUAAGAAGAGGGAAUUUGAAUGGAGAGUAUUCAGUAUUUGGAUAUAAUGCCUCCUACAAGGGACAUAAUUUGCUUUUUCAAGAUUUGACUGUAGAUCUGGUUCGAUUGGAGGAAAGCCAGCAAACAUUUUCGAGAUACAUAGGAUCUGUGCAACAUAGUUUUAGGCAGAAGGUUGAAAAAUGUCCUAUCCCAUCUGCAAGACUGUGUGUUGUAUCUGAUCAGGAAAUGAAGAAAUGUCAAAAAAUGAAGACAGCCUUCAGAGCUCGAAUGUUGAGACCUGAUAUUGUGUGUGUAAAGGGCUUUAGUCAAGUAAAAUGUAUGCAGUUGAUUAGGGAAAACACUGCUGAUCUUGUUGUUCUUGAUGCUGGGGAUAUUUAUCGAGCUGGACAGAAAUAUAAUCUCAUGCCAAUUAUUGCAGAACAGUAUGAUUUAGAGGAGCCUGCAUAUUAUGUUACUGCAGUUGCUAGACAGCCUGAUAAAGAUACAGAUCUGUUAUAUCUAAAGGGUAAACGAUCGUGCCACACUGGCAUUGGCAUGGCAGCUGGGUGGGUGGUGCCUAUGAGCUUUCUUCUUUCUAGCGAAAGAAUGCGAUCCUACGGAUGUGAUUCAGCACAUGCAGCUGCUGAAUUUUUUCAGAAAAGUUGUGUGCCAGGUGCAUUGUCCAGAGAAUACACUGUUGGAGAUGCACAAUAUAACACUCUCUGUGAUUUAUGCCAUGGUACAAGCUCACAUUUCUGCUCAAAGAGUUCUCAAGAACCAUUUUUUGGUGAUACAGGUGCUUUAAGAUGCCUUGUGGAAGGUGGAGGUGAAAUUGCAUUUGUAAAACAUACCUCUAUAUUAGAAAAUACUGCUGGGAAAAAUCGAGAAUGGUGGUCUCGUCCCAUGAUGCCAGAUGACUUUGAACUGCUUUGUCGAGAUGGAACCAGAGCAGCUUUUGACAAGCAUAAAGAAUGCAAUCUUGGAAAGGUUGCUUCUAAUGCUAUAGUUACUGAUCGUUUCAAGCCAAAAGAGUAUGUAAAUGCAUACAUUGAUUUGUUUCUGUAUGCACAAGAAUUUUAUGGGUCUAAAUAUAGUGAAGAAUUUACUUUUAAGAUGUUUGUAUCUGAAGAGGGUUACAGUGAUUUAAUAUUUCAGGAUGCCACCCAGCAGUUAAAGGUGGUUCCUGAGUCAAAACGUGAUUAUCGUUUUUACUUAGGUCAUGAAUUUUUACAAGCAGUAAGAAUAGUUGAUUGCACAGCAGCAUCUUCUCAUCUUCAAGCAUCUCUUUUAUUUAUUAUAUUGGGUCUCACAUUAAUAUAUUUCUGAUCAGAUUUUUGAAAAAAAUUAUACUUUAUCUUAAUUUAGUUGAAAAACAUGCAAUAAAAGAUCAAAAUUAUACACAACUUGAGAUCUAAGGUUGUGAUUAAAAAAUAAAUCCAUAAAAAGCAUAUAAAAGUAAUUAAUUUCUUUUUGACUUUUUAUAGAGAAAUGUAUGUAUAUUAUAAUUCAUGCAAAAAAAUAAAGAAAAAAACAAUUUUUUAUAUUUUUCAGAUUUAUAUUUAUGAUAGUGUGUUUUAAAAAAGAAUAUAGUAGUUUGAAUGGCCUUUUAUUUCUUAAUCAGGCCACAGUUUUUUGUUCUAAUUUGUUUCUUCACAGUUACUCAUUUGUUAAAAGGAAAACUGAAAGUUCAUUUAGAACUUGCCAUUCUGAUAUAAAAAAAAAAAUCACAGUAAAAAGUCACUGGAUAAAAAAUAUUGAGUCACAGUAUUUACCAUGGUUCGGGGGGGGGCAGAGUUGUGUCUUUGGCAUACUUGCAAAUGUUUUAGCUGGCUUCAUUUGUGGAUGAUUACCAAAAUUCCAGUUACUUGUUCUAGUUAUAAGUUUAAGGACUUUUGGUAAAAUUUUAUUUAAUAACAGUUUUAAAAGCGAUAAUCAAUAGAAUAGGGUAGUUUGUUUCGAUAGUGAUUGAAAAAACUUUGUAUCAGCAAAGCCGUCCACAUUUUAUUGUUUUCAUCUGAGUGGCUGUGCAGAUUUUAAAUCAGCAGAGUUUUGAUCUUUUACUGCAGUUCUGUAUCAAUCAUUACAGAAAUUAUAUUCAAAAUCUUCACAUGUUUUAAGUUAAUUAAUUCUUCAUAAAAUGUAGAUGAAUGUUUUAGCAAUGACUUUUAUUUUCAUUAUUCAUAGUUAUUUUAACUAGAUGAUUAUUUUAUUUUAAGUAAGGACUCUUAUCCUCUAAUUAUUUUCAAGGUUAUCGAGUUUUGCAGUUAACUUAUUAAUUUUGUUUAAUUGUAAAUUCUUGGAUUUUAUGUUUUACAAUAUUUUAUCAGUUGAAUGGUUGUAUAUUCGUUUUUUUGUUAAUCUCUACAAAGUUGGCAGAUUAAUCAGCUCCUGUCUUUGAAAAAAGAGGGAAGAAGAUUUGUUUAUUGUGAAAUGAUGAAAAAAUUUUUAUUACAAUUCAUCAUUAUGAAGCAAAAUUGUCUGCAGAAAAAAGAAAAGGUCUGGGGGGAGUUAACAGCAGUGAUAGCAGAUGAUGUCUGCCAGAUGAACUCUGCCAAUCAAUAGAAAUUUUUUAUGAGUUUAAAUUUUGUAACAUUGUUCAAAUUGUAAACUGUCUGUUACUAUCUUAUAAAUAUUGUUCUUUAAUAUCAUUUAGAACUUAGUUUUUAAUUUUAAAUAUUGUUUAUUCUUCCUUUAUUUAUUAUCCUUUUGUAUUGAAUACUGAUUGAAUUUACAAGCCUAAAUGAACUUAUUCUCUGGGUUAAACUGCAUGAAAAUACAGCAAAUAUUAUUAGUUUAUUAGUUAUAAUAUCGGUUAUUUAUUUUUCUGUGUCUUUUCAAUUGCUCAUGGUUUAAUCAUGAUUUUUAAUUAAUAAUCGACAUUGUCAUCAAUAUUACUCCAGUUAAUCAGGAGUUGAUUGUAUUCUUAGAAAAGUAGAAACUGAUCAGCCUCAAAUCAUCCUCUCUGACUCAGUGCAGGAGUGAAAGCCUAAACAAUUUCUGUGAUACUUAACUUUUAACAGAGUAAACUGACAUGUUUACUUUUAUAAAAGAUGCUGCAAAGAUGAUAAGCUUUCUAUGAAACCAUGAAUUUGAGUACUUUAUUAAUCAUAUUGAGAAAAAGGUGCUUUUGCAUUUUUAUUUCUUUGUCUCAUUACUGAAACCAGUUUUAAGAUCUUGAACUCUAUUCUACAAGUAACUGAUUUCACUUAGUUGAUGUUUUAAGGAUAAGAGCAUUGAUUUGUAAUAAAAUGUUGGUUUUAAAUUAUUUUAAUCUUGAGCUUUUAAUCGCUGAUACCUUUUAAGGCAGUAGUUUCCACUUAUGGCUUAGGUAUCAAACACAGAUUUAUAUUCAAAAGUAGCAGAGGGUUGAAUUUUAAUCAGAUUGUUCUGGGCAUUAAUUAUCAUUAAUUAUUAAGGGAAUCCUCGAUAAGGAUGAGACACUUUUAUUGAUUAAACAUGAACUAAUAAUGAUAAAUAUGUAAAUGUUUCAGGUUGUUAUGGUAGCAGUAGUUCUUUCCAUCAAAAUAACAGCAGUUUCAAUUAAAUGCUGAAGCCAAAUAUAAAAUGGUUAUUAGCUGUUAAGAAGCAAAUAGUAUGUUUUUAUAAUUGAAAUUUAAAAAAAGAAAGCCAAACUGCUGUGUUUAACCCUUUGCGACACGCAUAUUUAAAAUAUAUUUUAAUCUUUAAAAAUAUGCCUUAGAAUAAGUCAGAUGGACUUACUUA